AUCAUAUUUCUCAAAAGUUGCAAUUGUUAAUAGUGUACAUUUAAUUGCAGCUUCUUUAAAAGAUAAAAAACUACAGUGUAUUAUUGCAACAGCAUCAACUACAACACAAGAUAAUGAAGUUGAACGUAUAGUCAAAGAUCAUAAUAAUUCAUCAUUAGUUAAAUUUACAUGGCCUAAAAUCUUUUCUGAAUACUCUUUUUCAAAAGAU
Messenger RNA from Dentiscutata heterogama, 208 nucleotides. NCBI's taxonomy places the organism in Eukaryota, Fungi, Glomeromycota, Glomeromycetes, Diversisporales, Gigasporaceae. The record is from the annotation of a GenBank genome assembly.